AUGGCAAUUCAAGGUGGUAGAGGUCUCACCAAAAAACAUCAACCGGUCCAUGAAACUAUGACCAUUGCUGCCUUGAUAGCAUCUAAGUUUCCAAUAUUCGAAGGAACGACAUACAAAAACGCUCCCAAAGAGAUCAAGGAGUUUGUCCGCGGUUCUGUUUGGAACGACGACCCAGGAUGCCUAUUAUUUGACGAGGACCCACACGACAAUUACAGGCUUAGUACUGGAUUCAAAUGGGGGAAAGAGUACAAAUCUGCAGAGUGGGGUCUAUUUGGCGGGCAAAGCCUUACAGGGCGAUCCCACUUCGGUGACUUGCAGUUCCUCCACGCCAUGGCUGCGCAGGAAAAAGAAGAGCCCCAGGAAACCAAGUCAAAAAUCAUGAUGUGGCUGGAAAUCAUGUACAAGCUAUCAGUGGGCGACCAGGGUAUCCAUGAGAACACGAGACUCGACCAAAUCGAUGCUUCCAGUUCUUCUCAGUACCAACUUCGAAUGUUUUUCAAGGACGACACUUCUCCCAAUGGCGCAGAGACACUGCGUGGGUUACUCACUCACAAUACGCAGUAUGAAGACACCAUGAUUUCACGCCGAGCAUUGGGCAGCUGUUUCCAUAUCAUCCAAGACUCUUAUGCCAGAGGGCACGUUAGACGUUGGCCAUUGAAUGCCGGAGAACUCGAAAGUCACAUGCCCCUAAAGAUGAAACCUGGCGUAGCAGAUCGCUGGGGCAAGAUAGAAAACUUCCACACCUACAGAGGCCAAUCCUCAGACCAUGGCCAUUACGACCACAGCGACGUUCAAGUCGAAGAGUGGGGCAACCUUGGAGAUUUGGACAAGUUCAAUGGGAUGAUUGGAGUACGUGACGGUAUUGAUGCAUGCAUUACUCUGGCGAACUACUGGCAUGAUCGGGUUGCUUGGGAAAACGGAGUGCAGACAUGGUUGAGGGAUACUGUUUUCGCUCUUGCUGAAGAUGUAACUCGGGCGAAUCAUGAAGUGUAA
Molecule: messenger RNA, 993 nt
Organism: Alternaria alternata
Lineage: Eukaryota; Fungi; Ascomycota; Dothideomycetes; Pleosporales; Pleosporaceae
Exons: 2
Coding region: 1-993 (330 amino acids)
Source: RefSeq, a predicted model, not a curated record